Molecule: messenger RNA, 884 nt
Organism: Bradysia coprophila
Lineage: Eukaryota; Metazoa; Arthropoda; Insecta; Diptera; Sciaridae
Product: glutathione S-transferase 1-1-like
Biological process (GO): glutathione metabolic process
Molecular function (GO): glutathione transferase activity
Source: RefSeq, a predicted model, not a curated record
AGAAUUUUGGGUUUUUAGCCGUUUAAAAAAUUUAGUCUCCUCCGAGUGUUUGAACGAUACGAACAUUCAUCGUCAUGAGCAAGUUGACCCUCUUCUAUAACAUUGCAAGUCCACCGGCAAGAUUUGCUGUUGUGACAGCAUCGCAUUUGGGGCUGGACGUUGAUUUGAAGUCAGUAAAUUUAGGGGAAGGUGAACAAUUCAAGCCAGAAUAUUUGGCGAUCAAUCCAGCUGGAACUGUGCCCGCACUACUCGACGGAGAUCUGAUGAUUUCCGAUUCGAGUGCAAUUUCUAUCUAUCUUGUCGACAAAUAUGCCAACGAUGAUUCGUUGUAUCCGAAGGAUCCGGUAAAACGAGCAAAAGUUAACGAAAAACUAUUUUAUAUUGCGGGAACAGUCUUCCAAACUGGAACUCUUAUCAUUUUCCCAGUCAUUUUUGGUUCUUCUACUGAAAUCAAUCAGGACGUGGUCAAGAAAUUUGAUCGAAUUUUCAAAACUAUCGAAACGUUCUUGAGCGAGACCAAGUUUAUCGCUGGCGACUCGUUGACACUUCCAGAUCUGUUUUUGUGGAGUCUUCUCGAAUCAGCCACAAGACUUAUCCCAUGUGAUCCGGAACGGUGGAAAAACACGAUGGGAUGGUUAGAGCGGAUGAGGGAGCAUCCUUCUAAUGAAUUUAUGCAAAAAGGUGCCGAUUUCCAUAUAUCCGCUUUCAAUUCGUGCUUGGAAAGGAACAAGAAGGCUCAAAAUAAAAAAUGAUCAGCUCGUCGACAUUACAAAUGCAACCGGGCGGAAUAAUAACAAAGACGAUAGAUGAUGCCACAGUUCCGGUCUCAUCACAAUCGAACAAAGUUUUUCAGUAUUUUUAGAGCGGUGAAUGAAACAAGUUAA